Molecule: messenger RNA, 2167 nt
Organism: Gossypium raimondii (Peruvian cotton)
Lineage: Eukaryota; Viridiplantae; Streptophyta; Magnoliopsida; Malvales; Malvaceae
Exons: 9
Coding region: 270-2063 (597 amino acids)
Biological process (GO): transcription by RNA polymerase I
Cellular component (GO): RNA polymerase I transcription regulator complex
Source: RefSeq, a predicted model, not a curated record
UUCCCGCGACUUGUUCUUCUGUUCUCAAUUUUUUUUUCCCUCUCGUAGCUUUGUUUGUUUUUCUCUUUUCCAGUGCUUUUCAUCUGAUCGGCCGCCACCACCACCACCACCACCACCACUACUUCUUCAAAAGCCAAUAGCAGUAUCAGAAGGACUGGACAUAUAUCGUGUCGAAAUUUUUUUAUAUGUUUGAAAGUUCAUUCCUCGUAUUUAUGUUAAAAACGCAUCACAAAACCUUGAGUUGUUUUGGUAAGACCUAGAGAGCAAAAAUGAAGAAACUUGAGGGUAGAUUAGAAGAACCCAAGAGAAAUAAACGAAAGCUAGACAAAAGGUUGAUAUUAUCAUUAACCAAGCCUUCUCAUCUUCUAACACUGAAAUACGCCCAUAUUCGCUGGGAAAAUCGGCAAAGACUUUGUUAUCUUUUGGAAAGACUUGUAAAGAAACAGAAUUGGGCUGAGGCUAGUGGAGUAUUAAGCUUGUUGCUUAAGGGUACUUCGCAUGAUUUUUCUGCUGGUUUGAAUCGCCUCAAGUACUCGGUUGCAAUCAGGCUUCUUAAGUACAUAGAUGGGGAUCAUGUUGACAUUAGAAGGAUCAGGGACAUCUAUGAGAUUUGGAUGAGCAGGAUCAGGUUCAAGACUGUGAAAACAGAGGAGCAAAUUGCAGUUCAUUUGGAGUUCAUUUUAUUCUGCCUUACACAUGGAAAUCUUGGCUGGGCUCAUCAAGCCACUUUAAGCUUGAUGAAAGAACAAAACUUUAGUUGUCACCCAAUGGCAAACCUGGUCAUGGGCUUGACAUUCUGUCAGCUUUGGUAUUCCAAUCUCACUGAAGAGAUUAAACUGAGAAAUUCAGAUCAGGAUUACUUCCCUCAGCAAUCAGACGCUUCAGGAUCACAUAUGGGCAACGAAAUUGUUUUCUCAGAGGGAAAUUAUGCAGCUUAUAGUCAUGGUGCUGUUUCUUCUCAAUGUGGUUCAGAGACAUCUGUCAUGAAUGAUAAAAGAGAAAGUCUGCUGGCUGGUAGCAACCAACAAAGAGAUGUUCAUGUGCAGAACAAUGUUAACUUGCAGAGAGCUGCACCUCUCGUGCAAGAGGUUGAGCCACUAGGCUCCAAUCAAAACUCUGCUGAAAAUGAAGUUGAUUUCUAUGAUGAUAGUGGCUAUACAUGUGAUCCUUCAGUCUUCUCUGCCUUAGAGGGUUUAGAGUCAUGGUUGAUGCCUUUAAAGUUGCCAUAUUCUAGUGAGAACUUUGUCUACUUGCAUAGGCAAAUGGUUAAUAAUCAUUAUAAAGAUGCUCUGAAGCAUCUACGGCUUGCUCUUCACUGUGAACCCCCUUUGUCUGCAGCCUUGCUUCCUUUGAUACAGUUAUUGCUGAUUGGAGGUCAAGCGAAAGAGGCCCUAAGUGAAGUCGAAAAGUUCUGUAUUUCGAACAUGCCUUUUCCCUUUAGAUUAAGGGCAAGUCUUCUAGAGUACUUUUAUUCUAAUGACUCUGUCAUGCUCUGUAAUUGUUUUGAGGAGGUUUUGAAGAGGGAUCCGACAUGCUGCCACUCAUUGGCAAGGCUUGUCAGCAUGCAUCAAAAAGGUGAUUAUAGUCUGGAAUCCCUUGUGGAGAUGAUUGCUUUGCAUGUGGAAGCUACAUUUCCAGAGUCCGAAACGUGGAGGGAGUUUGCUUCAUGCUUCCUCAAACUAUAUGAAUACGAAGAGGAUCGACUGUCUGUAUGUCUCGUUGGUAAUGAAGGUGAACAAAAAGCAAAUCGCUCUAUUUAUUACAGAAGGAUUCCAAGCAUAUUUACUGAGGUAAACUCAAGAAGAGCUUGGAGAUUACGCUGCAGAUGUUGGUUAAAACGUCAUUUUGGCAAGCGGAUGCUUGCAUCCGAAAUUGCUUCAGGGAUGUUGGAGCUUGUAACAUACAAAGCAGCUUGUGCAGUCCAUUUGUAUGGUGAAGAAUGUCAUUAUGUUAUAAAGGUUUAUACUCAUUUAAGGGAACACAAUGAGAAGGAUCUCCGCAAAUUCUUAAAACUACAUAUGGUGAAUUCCAUCAGACUAAAUGUGAAAUUUCAAGAAAAAUAAAAUUUAAUUUGGUUAAUUUUAUUAUUACUAUUAUUAUUUGUGUGCAAACUUAUGCCACCUGAUCAAAAAUAAAUAGAAAAAUAAAAUAUCUAUUAUUUGCAAAA